Sinocyclocheilus rhinocerous is the source of this 1597-nucleotide messenger RNA. RefSeq lists its product as uncharacterized. The record is from RefSeq and is a predicted model, not a curated record. Lineage: Eukaryota; Metazoa; Chordata; Actinopteri; Cypriniformes; Cyprinidae. The transcript has 4 exons. Gene Ontology annotation, molecular function: GTP binding. The coding region runs from base 134 to 1597 and encodes 487 amino acids.
UAACUUGUCAAACUGGUUUAAUAUCUACUCUCAGCUCGAACGCUGACUUGUGGAGCGUAGUUGUUUUUAGCAAAACAAAAGACAGGACAGAACUACACAUAUAGCGUUUUCUAAACUAACUGGUUGUUGUACGAUGAAAUUGACCAACACAAAACCCAUCUUGCUCUUCACACUGAUUCUGCUAUUUCACACUGUACAAGCAGAAGCUUCUCAUGAUGAGGCUCUGAGGAUCCUGGUUGUGGGAAUCAGAGGUCAGUCCAGAUUCAGUGCUGCAGAUCUUCUGUCAGGAAGGAAAGACGGUGGACAGGAGGACAGAGAGAUUGUAAAGACUCCAGUAAUUACAGACGAGGCUCGUAGAAUGAUGCUGGUCACUGGACCAAACCUCUGUGAGGAGGACACAGCGAGACAGACCUUCACAACAGCGCUGUUUCUCUCGUCUCCUGGACCUCACGCCGUUUUAAUGCUCCUGAAUCUGGAAGAUCAACAAUCACAACAGUGUGAUAUUGUGAAACGAGCCCAGGAGCUGCUGGGAGCAGAAGUCCUGCAGUACUGCAUUGUUCUUCUGCUCCAAAAUCACCAGGAACGUUUCACAGGAGCGUCCAGAGGGAUUGCUGGAGAAAUGAUCAACGCAUGUGGAGGAAGAUUUCACAUCAUAAGAGACUCUGAAGCAAAACCUGCUCAAAGAGCUGCUCUCAUAGUGGAAAUAGACAAGUUGGUUCAUCUCAAUGAACACAGAUUUUACUCAGUACUGACACAAGAUUUAGAAACUGAAGAACCCAUUCAAGAUGUGCAUGGAGAAAAUCCAGUCUUGUCUUUAAUAUAUGACACUUUAGGCGGAACAGCUGGAAUUGUAGGAUGGAUUUUCCUUGUUUCACUUACAGCUUUUGUUAUUUACACUGAAGGAAAGGACAUAAUAUCGAUUUCUGGGGCAGCAUUUACUGUGCUUGUAUUGUUUAUGGUCUAUCUAAGAAAUAUUAUGAGUCCAGAUCUUUCCAUACCACUAAAUUUGUCCUUAUUAUCAUCACUAGCAACUGUACUUACAGUAGAUCCCACAGUGAUUGAUAAAUUUGAGUUUAACAGGAUGAGUCAAGACAACAGAUUUAUCAUUACAGAUAUCUUAAUAUAUUGUGUCAGGUUGCUAAUACUUCCGCACGCUAUAAUGAUGUGUUUUAUGUUUAUGGUGGGUUCAGCUUUGAUCUUUGGGACAAUCAUCAUCAUCAGAACGUGGUCAGAUGUGCUCAUAGCAUGUUACGCGGCUCCUGGGGUCACAGUCGGGGCUUUUGCAUUCUCAUGUUGCAAUAAAAUCAUUAGUCGUAAACUUUCAAUACACGCACUAGGGUCGUUUCUGUGUUGUACCAUCGGGGCCACACUUUCAGUGGGGUUUGUGAAUGUGUUUGGUGGGAUGAUUACAAUAAUUCUGCUAAUAUCAGGAUUGACAAUGAUGUAUUUCCAUUUAAACAAUGAAAUGCUAAAGAUUGUAUUCUGGUUAACUAUUCUUACACUGUUGUUUUCAUGUGCUUGUGUGCUCAUUGGUUCAGUUAUUCUCUCUGCAGACAAACCAAAGCAGUUUUCAGAUCAUGUUGCUGUUGUGAUUUAA